AUGGCGCAAAGCCAUUCGAGCGUCGUCACGUUAUUAUCAGCGGUAGUAGUACUCGGCCUAUCCUUACCCGCGGUUCUAGGUACACCGAUUAUCGUUACCGCGCACAACGACCAACAACAAACUACAUUACAGAACGUGGAUUCUCAUGGCAGUUCCAGUAAACAUGAGUAUCACGAUGAUCCCUUGAAGGAUUUCAUUUCGGAUGUUGUGCAUGACACUGGGUUGAUGAAUAAUGUGGAUAAGGAAAACAACGACCAGAAGCAUGCCGAUAAGAUCGGUGACGGGAAGACGUCGGUGCCUGUAACGACAUUGCCAUCACCGCCACUGCCGUCGAUUUCGUCGCUGAGAUAUAUGGGGCAUAUUGAUGGGUUAGAUAAUAUUACCAUUGGCCUGAACCGUGCCGAAAGCGCAGGGCUUCCUACUAUUGACAGCGACGGUGAAAUUGAAUCAACUCUACGCCGCCCUUCGUGGUUUGACUCCGUUCUCAUGGCGCGCCGUUUACUAGCCAAAUCGACUGUUGGAAUUGCAUCUACUGUCUAUCAAAAUUCCGACUCAUCUCCUGCAGCCGGUCUGCAAGGUGUAUCAAUCAGUCUACCGGAAUACAUAGCAGACUGCUCCGAAAUCGACAGCAGCGACAACCACAACAACGGCAACCCCAUCCUUCUCGGCUUAUACGUCUCAACAACGUUUCAAAACAUCGCCAAGGGCUCGAAUAUCAGUCUCUCAAUUGAUUGGUGGAGUCAUCUCAAGGACACAAACCCGCUUUAUCCUGGCUUCCCACUUAGUGAAGCCGGAUUACCACGUAUCUCAUUACUUGGCUAUGUUGAAAGACUCAACCUAUCUUCUGCAUCAUCGCCAGCAACUACGAAAGCAGGGUUGGAAGAAUGCUUCUUCGCAACACAUCCCGAUGCCAAGGUAUGGGMACCCGGGAACCCGGAUAGUCCUCAUUCGGGCUUCUGGGCGCGCAUGGUUGUGACUCAGGUUUAUUGGAUUGGCGGAUUUGGCGAUUUGCAACAGAUUGGGUGGAUGAAUGUUACUGAUUGGAAGGGCGUGGGGAGAUAUGAGAGUGAUGAGAGUAUUGGGGAUGGGAGUGGGAGGGGUUGGGAGGAUGUUAGAUUGCCUGGUGAAUAA
Messenger RNA from Talaromyces amestolkiae, 1131 nucleotides. RefSeq lists its product as uncharacterized. The transcript has a single exon. NCBI's taxonomy places the organism in Eukaryota, Fungi, Ascomycota, Eurotiomycetes, Eurotiales, Trichocomaceae. The record is from RefSeq and is a predicted model, not a curated record. Bases 1 to 1131 code for a protein of 376 amino acids.